GUUUACAUACCAGAAAUACGUCGUGCAGACGAAGCGCAUCAUGCUUACGCUACUGACCGAACUGCGGUUCUGGUCCACCAGAGAGGACAUCGUCAUCAAGGAUAGCGAUCUGGGCACGACGAAAUAUUACGACAAAAAGCUCGAAUCAAGCCGAACGCUGUACGGUGAAGGAAAGCGUCAGUACUGUGAGUCGCGUGGCCUAAAAUGGAGCCUGGACAACAAGAAACCGAACAAAUUACGCCACUCGCUGCGUGUGUUGGAGGAAGAGCUGCGACAACGGCGGCUCGUAUACUGCAAAUGGAAGAACAACGUUAUUCUGCAGCUAAUGCUGUCCAAUGGGCUGCUGAUUUACGUCUCGAUCAACCCAUUCAGCGGCGAUAUAUGUCGGAUCUACUUCGACAAGUAUCUGAUCGGCAAGCUGGUGUCGGAGCAUAUCACCGACGUGGUUAUAACACAGAAUCACAUUCUGGUAGCGUACCACGAGAAUCAGAUAACGUUCGUGCAGCUACAGAAACCAACCACCCGCAAAAACCACCCGGAGAAGAUCAGUCUGAUGGAGCCGAAGAUCUGCAACGUGCUGCUGAGCGGUGCUAGCUCUACUUCGCGCAAGGUACCCAAGCGGCUGGUAUGUAGCAGUAGCCUCAAUCUGGUGAUCGUCUGGACGAAAUCGUCCCAGAACGAGGUGUACCCUUGGCGGCCCACAAUAAAGGAUCAGGAUCGGGCCAAUCUGCACGUCUAUAAGCUGGCCGGCGCACGGAUGGAGCUGCUUUGCUAUUACUGGACCGAGUACGAUCCGAUUUCGGUGCAAUUUUCACUGCUAAACGACUACCAGGUGCACUGCGUUGAGCAGAAGAUUUCCAAAAAGGGUGAGGUAACGAUUGACAGUUGCAUUUAUCAAAUCAACAAAACGAAGAUGCGGCGUGUUGCGGUCACCUCCAUUCCACUCCAAACGCAGGUUUGCUGCAACGCACUCAGUCCCGACCACGAGAAGCUUAUGCUCGGCUGUAUCGACGGUUCCAUCGUCCUUUUCGACGAGGGUCGUGGUAUCACACACCUCGUGAAGGCCGCUUUCAUUCCCACGUACGUUGCGUGGCACAGCGACUCGUCGGUGGUGGUGAUAGCGAACGAAAAGUGCCAACUUCAGUGCUUCGACAUAGCGCUCUCCUGCGUGCGGAUGCAGUUGCUGAGUGACGAAGACGCCAUUCCGUCCGGUACCUUCGACUUGUCGAACCAUUUCGGUCACCCGCACGCCCCGACCCUCAAUCUAGCGCGAUUGUGUUGGACCCGCAAGCCGGAACUCGCUGAUCACAGUGAACCGUACGCAACGACUGAUUCGUUCCUUUUGUGUGCCUUCGAGCAGGGUCCUCUGGCAUGCGUACGCUUUGUCGGCGGCGCUGGACUCAAAGGUGACGUGCACACCUCCGGGCUCACGGCGGAUGUGUUGGUGCACAAAUAUAUUUCGUUGAAUCAGGUCGAAAAAGCGAUCAACAUCCUACUCAGCCUUAACUGGGACACGUACGGUGCAAUGUGUUUACUGUCGCUACACCGGAUAGCGAACUAUAUCUUCAAACAACCCCUUGGCACCGAGCGAGAACUACAGCUGCAGAAAGCCCUAGGUAGCUUUUUGGUGCCCGUGAAGGCAUUGUGCUACGAGACGGAGCAAGAGUUCGGCGAUCAGGUGAAUGACUUAACGUUAAAGUUUUUUCAUCACCUGCUGCGCAACAAAUCGUACAACAAGGCAUUCAGCUUGGCGAUCGACAUUAACGAUGCGGAUCUGUUUCUGAAGUUGCACGACAAAGCGAAAGUGGACGGCGAUCCGGAACUGGCGCGAGAAGCUUUACGGAAGGUGGAAGAUAUUAAUCGCAUCUGCACGGACCGAUCGAGCGACAGUGAACAUUCACUAUGCUCGAAUUCAUCCUGUUCGAUGUGUGCGGAUAGUUUCGAUGACGACGAGGGGGACGAUGAUGGCAACGAUGCUGGUGACGGUGAGGAGGACGGUUGUGCUGAUGAAGAGGAUGACAGCGAAGCAGGCAGAGAAGUAGACGCUGAAGAGGAGUUCGAUGUAGAAAUUGCCAGACGAAGUGAACGGCCGCCCGUAAAUGGAGUUCGUCGAGAAACCAUUGAAAGAAAAGGACGAUCAAGCGACGCACGUUCGGCACAUGUCAGUACAACAAAUGCGACUGAUGUUGGUGAACGAAGUUUUCGGACAUUCUCCACCUCAUCUAGCUCGUCGAAAUCAUCACAAACACAUCAGAAUCCCGGCUGGCGGGGUCGGAAGGACGAACGACCGAACGGGAUGGCAAUAGGAAAGACACUCGCGCAUCCUCCGUUACCGCAGAUGGUGGACGGAUCGCCGUUGGCAAUGGGUGCGAGUAGAUCGCUGCACGUCAACAAACCACAAUCGGACUACUUCGUACAGCAAGAUCGGCCACCGUUACCGUAUGUCGCCAAAAACGCGUCUCACCAUAUGUCGGCCGCUGGGAUUACCCCAUUCGCCAUACAACGAAGCCAAACCGCCCUGGCCCUAAAGCUGUCGAAACAGCAGCAGGCACGGAUAGCAGAGAGUAAGUUGAGGGGCAAAUCUCUCAGCUCGAGCAACCUACUACUGCUGGCGGAUGAAGGGUCUUGCGGAAUGGUAACAGCUGCCAACCGUCCCCGACAGCUGGCGAAUCCUCGUGAAAAAGCGGCACGCUUUCGGCUUUAUUCGUCCAACGCCAACAGUCUAUCGAUGGAUCAGUUAGACGUUUCGAAUCGAACUGUUAGUCGUGGACUACCGAGUUCGGUUGCUCCCCCGCUGUACACCGCUGAUUAUGGCGAGGCGAGAACCGGAGGGCAACCAAUGACCACUGCACGCUUUAUUGGACCUCCACCCGCUUAUCACCAUCAAGAUCCAUUGCACUUGGUGCAACCACAACAACCACACCAGCAGCUGCUUGUUAUCGAUGUCGUUCCUAAACCUCCUGCGAGCAGUGCGUUUGGUGGGAUCCCAACACACCCAGUAGGAUACCCGUCGCAAGGCGUCCAAGCCAAUGGCGGCAUGCUGUCGGGUGGGGCAUCAUCGCAUUCAGCACCCGUCAGUAUUCUCGAUCAAACGAUCGGUAUUCCGCUGGUACAAGAUGAGCCAGAUUUUGUUCGACGACCGGGUCGAAAACCGCAACCUUGGUUUAAUGCCGUCGGAGGAGCUCCGACGAGCAGCUCGAACAGUAAUAAUGGCCCUCGCACCAUCAUUCACCAAUACCCGCUGAUUUCGGGAAACAUUCCGUCGAAACUUCAGCUACAACAGCAGCACCACCAUCAGCAACCAUUCGAGUUGCAGCUAACAACGGCUGCGAUGGGAAAAUAUGGGACGAGAAAAAAGCUGGACACUCCGACGGCUUCGAUCCUAUCGAAUGGAGGCGGCCUCGCUGGCGCGGGACAGUCACAGUCGGCAGUGAAUCCCGGCGGCAUUGGCAACGGUCCUGGAGGUCUAAGUGGUGCCACCAGUCAACACCUAAUGGUCGGCGGUAACUCGGCAGGCGGAAGCAGUGGAGCAUCCUCCUCCUCGUCCGCCAUCACGAAACGCGAUGGAGGCGAAAAGAAUAAGGUCAAAUUCUCUGACACCGUCACGGUUGCCGUUGUGCCGGAAAUACCACGGAAGGAGAAACUGAUUGUCGAAAAGCUUCGAAAACAACCAAUGAUGCUGCCGACCGGUGGGAGUUCGGUAGGCUACGGACCGUUUUCCAUUGCCGAUCCCAAACGUGAGCUGGCAGAAAGUUUACCGCUGUGCCAUCCGAACGAGGACUAUUUGAAGGACUUCACACCGAUGCAAGAACUUAUCAGCAACAGUAACGGCGAGAUGGAGAAAAAGGAAGAAGAAAAAAAGGUUCCCAACAUUAAAGUUGUCCACUUUGGGGUGGUGUAGCGUGACGGUGUCAUGCGGGAUGACAAAACGGUCCCAGGGUCGAAACGAAACAGUAUUUUGUGUAUGGUUUUACAGGUUGUACAUUAUCUGUGUAUUUAUGUUUUUUUACAAAUUUUAUGUUCAAUUGUUGUCCGUCCAAUGUUGAUUACUUCCGGAAG
This is a messenger RNA of Anopheles bellator, 4059 nucleotides long. RefSeq names its product WD repeat-containing and planar cell polarity effector protein fritz (gene frtz). Gene Ontology annotation, molecular function: protein binding. The coding region runs from base 41 to 3901 and encodes 1286 amino acids. Gene Ontology annotation, cellular component: axonemal basal plate. Gene Ontology annotation, biological process: cilium organization; nervous system development; establishment of protein localization. Lineage: Eukaryota; Metazoa; Arthropoda; Insecta; Diptera; Culicidae. The transcript is spliced from 7 exons. The record is from RefSeq and is a predicted model, not a curated record.